AUGGCUACUGGCGGGCAAAUAAAUACGGAUAUUCUUUCUGAUGAAAUAAUACCAUGUAAAAUCUGUAAAAAUGAAGGCAAAAAUAUAGAUGGGGAAAAAUUUUGUAUAGAAUGCCAAGAUUAUUUCUGUGUAAAAUGUGUCCAAGUUCACAGUCAAAUGCCUGAGUGUGCUGGUCACAAGGUCUUGGAUAUAUCUCUAGUUAAGUCAGGAACCAGAAAAGGUCUGCCAAGGGCACCAGAAGAGAGAUGUGACAGACACAGUCAUAAACACAUUGAUAUGUACUGUCAAAACCAUGAUAAAGUUGGCUGUACUACAUGUGUGGCAGUUGAUCACAGGUCAUGUCAGGAUAUUUUCUACAUUCCAGAAUAUAUCCAAAAUAAGGCUCAUCAAGCAUCCUCAACAGAAAUUCAAACAAAACUAAAAGAAAUAUCCAAGACUCUUGCAGAUCAAGUUACAAAUUUCAAACAAGACAGACAGAGGCUGUUAAAAAGAAAAGCAGAGUUACUGGAUGAUAUUAGAAAAUUUAGACACCAAAUUAACGACAAACUUGACAAGCUGGAGAAAAAUUCUCUAUAUGAGAUAGAAAAUAAGGUUAAAUGCCUUGAAGAUAAGAUUGAAGAUAAUCUAAAAAAGCUACAAGCUAAUUUGGCCUGGGUUACCUCUGCUAAUGAUAAAUUAGCAUCUCAAAACACAAAUCAAGCUGAAGUGUUUGUUCAUGUGAAGGUUGGGGAAGAUGCAGCAAAUGUUGCCAACAAAUGUAUAGAAGAUAACAAAAGCAUGAGUACUGGAGAAAACAUAGAGUUUCAACCUGAUAAAACAAUUAUCACACAACUAAAACAAUAUAAAGCCCUCGGUACAUUAUCAGGAAAAGCUACUCAGACUCCUAAUACUUUAUUUCAGAUCAAAGGGAAAGAAUCGUAUUGUAUCACAGCUAUGCUUGAUAAAGAAGACAGUAAUUUCAUUAGUGUAUGCUGUCUGAAGGAUGAUACAAUAAUUCUAGCUGAUGAAAACAACAAGAAGCUAAAACGGUUCCACAGUAACAACUAUACUGUCUCAGACCAUAGUCUACCUGGAGCACCAUGGCAAGUGUGUUCAGUCAAUACAACACAAGUAGCAGUAACUAUACCAUGUGAGAAAAAAGUUCAUUUGAUUUCUGUUGAAGGACAAAUGUACACAACAAACAAGAUUAAUACUUAUUUUUCUUGUUCUGGUCUUGCAUACACCAACGAUAAUUUAUAUGUAUCAUCAGACAAUACCGCAGAAGUAUGUAUCUAUACAUUGUCCGGAAGGAUGCUAAAACAGUUAAAAAUGAAGGAGCUACCAUUCUUAGGCCAUGUAGGCGGAUUGGAUCUAUUUGAAAACGAAAGUGAGCUCUUUUCUUUACAAAACCUAGCUGUCAGUAAAGAUGCUGCAAGGAUUUAUGUUACUGAUACAUACUGUGGACUGGUAGUACUGGACAACAAUGGCAAAGUUGUUAAAAUAUUUAUUGAUAGAAAAUUACAGUGGGCAAAUUGUUGUUAUGUCACUGAAGUAGGUAGUGUGCUGGUAUCUGGAGGUUCCUCCAAUAAUGUUUUACAGUUUACAUCCGACGGUGAGCUGCUGGGAGAGGUUUUAAAGGAUGACAGUGAAAAAGGGAAAAUUGCUUCAGUUUGUUGUAAUCAACAAAUGUCAAAAUUGUAUGUUAGCAGAUAUGGAAAAAACAACAUUGAAGUUUAUGAUAUCUGA
This is a messenger RNA of Ruditapes philippinarum (Manila clam), 1725 nucleotides long. RefSeq lists its product as uncharacterized. Gene Ontology annotation, biological process: positive regulation of DNA-templated transcription. Bases 1 to 1725 code for a protein of 574 amino acids. The transcript has 2 exons. The record is from RefSeq and is a predicted model, not a curated record. Lineage: Eukaryota; Metazoa; Mollusca; Bivalvia; Venerida; Veneridae. Gene Ontology annotation, molecular function: ubiquitin-protein transferase activity; zinc ion binding. Gene Ontology annotation, cellular component: nucleoplasm; chromatin.